Messenger RNA from Cordyceps militaris CM01, 453 nucleotides. RefSeq lists its product as uncharacterized. Lineage: Eukaryota; Fungi; Ascomycota; Sordariomycetes; Hypocreales; Cordycipitaceae. The coding region runs from base 1 to 453 and encodes 150 amino acids. The transcript has 4 exons. The record is from RefSeq and is a predicted model, not a curated record.
AUGCCUUGCCGUUCCCCCGGAAUUGGUGCCGUCACAAUCCCGGACUACAGAAAUCGAAACACGUCACAGGCCGCUCUACCUGGUUCGGGGCUGGGCACUGUGCGGAACCUGGCUGCUUCGUUACGCCAAUUCGAUUCUAUUUUUCUUGUCAAAAAAUUUGCCCAGCCCAUAACCACCGAGGGCAAACUGCCCACUCACGACACUCACGACCAGACUGACCAGACUCGAACGAAGCAGCCUCAGUGCGAAGGCUCUGGGACCUUCUUCACGCCGUCGUGGAGCCUCAAUAUGCGUCUAGCUCUUCAGCAGAAGUCACACGAGAACCGUGACCGCAUGUUGGGUGCCACAUCGUGCAUGGGCGGAAGACGCCGAUGGAUGCAGUGUUACUCGCCAACCUGCCUUUUUCUUCCCUCACUGCUCGUCCAGUUUGGUCGGCUUGACCUGCCUGCAUGA